Molecule: messenger RNA, 922 nt
Organism: Paramecium tetraurelia
Lineage: Eukaryota; Ciliophora; Oligohymenophorea; Peniculida; Parameciidae
Exons: 2
Source: RefSeq, a predicted model, not a curated record
AACUAAGCUCCUUUAGCUGAUAUUGCUAGAAUGCUUUAAGAAUUGAGGGAAAACUUAUUAUUGUAAUAAUAAUAAGCUGAAUUGAAACACGCAGCUGAUUAAGCUGAUUGCGCUGCUGAAAUUGCUGAUUAUAAUAGAAGAAUUGAUAAUGCUUCCAAUGAAAUCAGUGAAUCAACAACUGAAAUCACAGCCUUAUCUGCCUAAGUCUAAUAAUUGGAAAGCGAAAUUGAAAACAUCCAAGUGCAAUUGGGAAUCCUUAACGAUUAAGAAGAAACCUUGAGAACACAAAGAGCAAAGGAUACUGAAGCAUUUGCUAAAAGAAUCAAGUCCACUGCUGAUGUGGCUGAAGCUUUGAAUGUUGUUGCUGCCAAAUUAUCGGCAAUUCAACCAGAAUAAGACCCAAAGGCUAUUUUCUUAGAAUUACAUAAUAUGGGUAAGAGUAACCCUAUUGCUGCUUUGGUUUCCAUUGCUUCAGCUUUCUUAAAGGAAAGUUUAUAAUAAACAUAAGAUAAGAUUGCUGAACUCAGAUAAUCAAUUGAACAAUCUGCUGUUGAUGACUAAGAAGCUGAAGUCUAAGCUUAAAUUGAUUAUUAAAACUUGUUGGCUUAAUUUGCUGAUUAAAGAAAGAAUUUCUAAAAUGCUUUAAAAGAUAAUGAAGCAAUGUUAACCUAAACUCAAAAUGCUUUGGGAGCAUAAAAAAAGAGAAAGGAGGAUACUGGUAGAGAAUUAGCCACCGCCACUGCUGGAAAGACUUAAAAGGAGAACGAUUGUGAAGCUCUUAGGACUUAAUAUGCCAGAGACAGUGAAUAGAGAACCAAAGAAAUUGGAAUUAUCAAGAUAAGUUGAAGAAAUAUUGGCUACUAAAUUAGAAGGAGCUUCAGGGUACUUAAAGAACAGAAUUAAUUGAUUGUUUUUCUUCAAA